This is a messenger RNA of Antechinus flavipes (yellow-footed antechinus), 13244 nucleotides long. RefSeq names its product mitogen-activated protein kinase kinase kinase 9 (gene MAP3K9). Bases 1160 to 4477 code for a protein of 1105 amino acids. Gene Ontology annotation, molecular function: protein binding; ATP binding; JUN kinase kinase kinase activity. Lineage: Eukaryota; Metazoa; Chordata; Mammalia; Dasyuromorphia; Dasyuridae. Gene Ontology annotation, biological process: protein phosphorylation. The transcript is spliced from 12 exons. The record is from RefSeq and is a predicted model, not a curated record.
AGAGAUAAGAAAAUGGACAAAUGUAGAUUAGUUUUAACCUCAUUAAAGAGCAAGAGUUGAAGGUCUGAAGUGAGUAGGAAAUCAAUCUAAAUGUAAAAGAGAUAUGAAGGAAGAGCCUCCCAAGGUGGAAUGGAGAAAGCUCUUUAGGUGAAGUUCAAAAAAGAUUCCGAUUCAAUUCCCUGCAAACAAAGAAACUGCUUUCUUUCAGCUUUCUUACUAAAUCCUGAAUGGAGGGUGGAUUAUUACCUAUCAGAACACACCCGUCUGUCUUAGCCUGUCCAAUGAAAUUUACGUUCUCUUCACUUGAGGAGAAUUGUACGUUCACGGUUAAUCGACAGGUGCUUCUCACCAAUGGUUGAAUCUGACACCGGCCAAUGGGCUUAGGGGGAAGGGUUGAUCCAUGGGUUUGAGAAUGAGAAACCAGAAGGGGGGGGGCGGAGACUCUCCUGCGGAGGAGGCGUGCUUUCUUUAGGGAUGGAGAGUAGAUGGGAGGGGAGCAGUUGAGGGGCGGGUAGCAGGGGGAAAGGAUAUUUCCAAUCAGAACUAGUAUAACCUGUGGACCCAGGAUUUCUGUGGCCAAUGGGAAGGGAAGCUGGCAGAAACCGGGCGUUGGAGGUGGGGCAGUAGUCCCCGCCUGCUACCCGGUCCUCCAUCCCCGCCCCAGUUAGUCCGCAGGGUUGGGCGGGGCGGAGUGGGUGUCAGGUGGUCCUGGGCGUGCAGCCUGGGCUAGGAAGACAGGACGAAAGGGGUGGGGAGGGGAGUAGAGAAGGGAGGACUGAGGAACCGGGAGCGGCUCUGGGCAGGAGAGCUGGCAGCGCUGGCUUCAUGAUCGGGUUCUCUCCCACCCAAUACCCCUCCCACCCCACCACCCCUGUGUGGUGGAGGUAAAACAGGAGGAGGAGGAGGAAGAAGAGGUGGAAGAGGGAAGGCGGGGGAUCCGGCCCGGCCCCUGUGCUACAGUAAGGGCUCUUUGGGCCGGGACAUCUCGAGGGCUUCUCCCUCCACAUCCCCUACCCCGUCCCCCAGUCCUGCCCUAUUCCGCCACCUUCCACUCUACCUGCAGCCGCCGCUGCUUUCGGGGGAGGGGUCCCCCAGCUUCCGCGGAGCCGCAUGAACAAUAGGCAGCGGCGGCUCCUGCGCUCCAUGGAUCUCCCGCUCCAUGGAUCCCUCCCGCGCGCUUCUCGGCUGCCUGGCGAGCGCUGCUGCCGUCGCCCCGCCCGGGGAGGAUGGAGCCGGGGCCGGGGGCGAGGAGGAGGAGGAAGAGGAAGAAGAGGAGGGGGCGGCGGUGGCCGUGGCAGUAGCAGAGGAGCUGGGCUCCGAGCCACCACUGCCCUUCUGGACCGCGGUGUUCGACUACGAGGCUGCGGGCGAGGACGAGCUGACCCUGCGGCUGGGCGAUGUGGUGGAAGUGCUGUCCAAGGACUCGCAGGUGUCCGGCGACGAGGGCUGGUGGACUGGGCAGCUGAACCAGCGGGUGGGCAUCUUCCCCAGCAACUACGUGACCCCUCGGAGCGCCUUCUCCAGCCGCUGCCAGCCCGGCGGGGAAGACCCCAGCUGCUACCCAGCCAUCCACUUAUUAGAGAUUGACUUUGCAGAGCUGACCCUGGAGGAGAUCAUUGGCAUUGGGGGUUUUGGAAAGGUGUAUCGAGCUUUUUGGGCUGGAGAAGAAGUUGCCGUGAAAGCUGCUCGCCAUGACCCUGAUGAGGACAUCAGUCAGACAAUAGAAAAUGUUCGUCAGGAAGCCAAACUUUUUGCCAUGCUAAAGCACCCUAACAUCAUUGCUCUGAGGGGGGUGUGCCUGAAAGAACCCAAUCUCUGUUUGAUUAUGGAAUUUGCCCGUGGAGGGUCCUUGAAUCGAGUGUUAUCGGGGAAGAGGAUCCCUCCUGACAUAUUGGUGAACUGGGCUGUGCAGAUUGCGAGGGGCAUGAACUACCUGCAUGAUGAAGCGAUAGUCCCCAUCAUCCAUCGGGACCUCAAAUCCAGUAACAUAUUAAUCCUCCAGAAGGUUGAAAAUGGAGACUUGAGCAACAAGAUUCUGAAGAUCACAGAUUUUGGCCUGGCCCGGGAAUGGCACAAAACCACCAAGAUGAGUGCGGCUGGAACUUAUGCUUGGAUGGCCCCUGAAGUCAUCCGCUCCUCCAUGUUCUCUAAGGGCAGUGAUGUAUGGAGCUAUGGUGUGCUGCUCUGGGAACUGCUGACGGGUGAAGUGCCCUUCCGAGGAAUAGAUGGCUUAGCAGUAGCAUAUGGGGUUGCCAUGAAUAAGCUUGCCCUUCCCAUUCCUUCCACAUGCCCAGAACCUUUUACCAAACUCAUGGAAGACUGCUGGAAUCCUGACCCCCAUUCACGACCAUCUUUUAUGAAUAUCCUGGACCAACUCACUACUAUUGAAGAGUCUGGCUUUUUUGAAAUGCCCAAGGAUUCCUUCCACUGUCUUCAGGAUGACUGGAAACAUGAGAUUCAAGAGAUGUUUGAUCAACUCAGGGCCAAAGAAAAGGAGCUCCGUACUUGGGAGGAAGAACUGACCCGGGCAGCCCUUCAGCAGAAGAACCAUGAGGAACUCCUGAGGCGCCGGGAGCAAGAGCUGGCGGAGCGGGAGAUCGACAUCCUGGAAAGGGAGCUCAACAUCAUCAUCCAUCAGCUGUGCCAGGAGAAGCCCCGGGUGAAGAAGCGCAAGGGCAAGUUUAAGAAGAACCGGCUGAAGCUCAAGGACGGCAACCGCAUCAGCCUCCCGUCAGAUUUCCAGCACAAGUUCACUGUGCAGGCAUCUCCAACCAUGGACAAAAGAAAGAGUUUGAUCAGUAGUGGCUCCAGUCCUCCUGCAAGUCCCACCAUCAUUCCCCGACUCAGAGCCAUCCAGUUGACACCUAGUGAAAGCAACAAAACCUGGGGUCGGAGUUCAGUUGUCCAGAAGGAAGAAGGUGAAGAAGAAGAGAAGAGGGCCCUGAAGAAGAAAGGACGUACCUGGGGACCAAGUACACUUGGGCAGAAGGAAAUUGUCUCAGGCGAUGAAGGAUCUCCUCAGAAGCGAGAGAGAACUAAUGGUUUGUGUGCCCUCUCAGAGUCUCCACAUUUUCACUUGGGCCUGAAAUCCCUGGUGGAUGGAUACAAGCAGUGGUCCAACAGUGCUCCAAAUUUGGGGAAAGGCCCGAGGACAACCCCUGCCCUUCCAGGAUUUACCAGCCUUGCCGAGAUAGAGGAUGAAGAAAUCGAAGGCCUGAGGAGUGGGGAAAGCAGAGCAAUCCAUUCCUCCAACCAGUCUUACCUUUGCAUUCCGUUCCCACGGAUAGAGGAGGUGGAUGGCCCUUCCAUUGAUGGGGCCCAUGAGGAGUCCACCCCAGUUAACUCAGCUACCAGCACCCCACAGCUAACACCCACCAACAGUCUCAAGCGAGGAGGAGCCCAGCAUCGCCGCUGUGAGGUCGCCCUCCUGGGUUGUGGGGCUGUUCUGGCUGCCACGGGCCUAGGGUUUGACUUGCUGGAGGCAGGAAAGUGCCAGCUGCUGCCCCCAGAAGAACCUGAGCUGCCCCCGCGAGAAGAGAAGAAGAGGCGAGAGGGUCUGUUCCAGAGGGCUAGCCGCCCCCGCCGGAGUACCAGCCCCCCUUCCCGCAAGCUCUUCAAGAAGGAGGAGCCCGUGCUCUUCCUGGGGGACCCCUCCGCUUCUCUGACAUUGCUUUCUUUGUCCUCUAUCUCUGAAUGCAACUCGACGCGGUCCCUGCUCCGAUCGGACAGCGAUGAGAUUGUGGUGUAUGAGAUGCCCGUCAGUCCAGUAGAGGCGGCUCCCUUGCCACCUCGAACCAACAAUCCCUUGGUCAAUGUCCAAGUUGAACGUUUCAAACGAGACCCCAACCAGUCCUUGACCCCCACCCACGUCACCCUCUCCGCUCCCACGCAACUUUCUGGUCACAGGCGAACUCCUUCCGACGGCGCUCUUAAGCCAGUGGCACCCCUGGCCAAUGGCAGCCCAUCUAGCAACGGACUGAGUGCCACACCGGGGAUGCUGAAAACUCCAAGCCCCAGCCGAGAUCCCGGUGAGGUUCCUCGCCUGCCAGACCCCAACCUGGUCUUCCCUCCUACCCCAAGACGGUGGAACACCCAUCAAGACUCCACACUGGAAAGACCUAAGACUUUGGAGUUUCUCCCCCGGCCCCGACCUUCUGCAAACCGGCAGCGGCUGGACCCCUGGUGGUUCGUGUCCCCCAGCCACGCCCGCAGCGCCUCCCCCGCCAACAGCUCCAGCACAGAGACACCCAGCAACCUAGACUCCUGCUUCGCAAGCAGCAGUAGCACUGUGGAGGAGCGGCCCGGGCUCCCUGCCUUGCUCCCGUUUCAGGCGGGGCACCCUCCUCCUGCUGAACAGGCCCUUCUGGAUCUGGACGCAGAGGGACAGAGCCAGGACAGCACUGUUCCGCUGUGCAGAUCUGAACUAAACCCACAUAGAGCCACCCCCUAUGAGGUUCAGCAAGAAUUUUGGUCUUAGCAUGAGAGGAAUCGGGGAUGGGGGGAGAGAUCUGGGCAAAGUACCCAACUAGGCCGUGUCUCCCACCACGUGGCCCCCCAGGCUCCCGUCCUACUUCUUGCACUGAUAAUGCACUUUGAAGACAGAAGAGGUGGGGAGGGCAACUGCUCCAGAGGCCCCAGCCAACAGUGAGCUCUCCGGUUCAGAACCACCAUUGAUGUAGCCUGUCAGCUCCGAGUGUGUGUGUGUGUAUGUGGGAAGGGGGAGGUGUGUGAAUGGCCUUCCAGCUCUGCAGUAAACCUCACCCUUGGGCCACGGCCCGGCCCGGCCACCCAGUCGCAGCCAAACCCAUCCGCUGUCCUCCGGCACCAUUGAAUGCCCAGGGUCUGUCCCAGAGUCUCUUGGGCAUCUUAGAGUUCUAUGGUUACAAACAACAGUGUUGGCUAUUCUUCUGCUUCUCUCUACCCCCUGCUCUUGUCCUUGAAUGCAGUUUCGAGGUCAUCAUGAGCCCUAAGGCUGGCUGUAUCUCAGCUAUCAGGAGUGCUUGGGGGCAGGGUGAUAAAGGCAUAUGAUUUGAUGGACCUACCUUCCCCCAGCCACCAGUCUACUUGCCCGAUCUAUUUAUUUGAGCCUAGAAGUGGUUCUCUGAUCCACUUCCAUGGGGACUUGGGGGUAAAGGAUGAGGGAGGGAUGGGGAAAUAUAAUGGAGUUGUAGUGAAGAGUCUAUGUUCUGGCUUUUUAAAGCAAAGUUCAGUGAAGGGUGUUGUCUUUCGCAUAGGAAAGGCACUAACCUCCCUAUGCUCAGUUUGUGGCCAAAUCAUGUUUCUAGGAAAAAACACUAGCCCAGCCCAUGGGUGGGUUUUUGGGAGAAUCCUUCUCUGAUGCCAUUUUAGCUGCUAGAGACAAGUCUUGUGUCUGGCCCUUUUCUUGUGUAAUGGGACCUCCCCAUAGCAUCUGUGCAGAGCUGUACCAUUUGCUUCUGGACAACUACAUUUGCUAGGUCAGAUUUGGAUGCUUUGGGGAUGCCAAAGCCUCUUGCUAUUUCUGGAUGAUUGUAUGUGACUCAGUGCUGAAGGACCUGAUGGAAACAGGCUGGCAGCUCUGUGUAUCCUCUGUGGGAUGGCCCUAUUAUAUGCCUUUGAUCUUUCUGUUAUGUCCUUUCCCCUUAUUCUUCACUUUCUCUUCUCCAGGGACCAGUAACUGUAAGCCUUCAUGUAUGGUUAGUAAAAAUCUUUCAAACCCUAAAAGGUUUUCUUAUAAAUUUUAGCAGGAGCAGCAUCUGGUGGUGAACCCUAGGGAAUGGGAAUCAGGAUUCUGGAGUUAUUCUCUCAGUUCAAGCAACCACCCUUACAAAUCUUCAGCAACUCCCUUCACUCCUGCUGUUUGUGUCUAUAAAAUGAGGUUGCAAAACACCUCCCUAAAAAAGGGACAUCAUAACAGUCAAUGACAGGAUCUAAAAAGGCAUGUGAUGUCCCUAACAUACAUACCGUAAAAAUUGGCCAGAGUUUUUUUCUGUGCCUUCUCUCACCCAUAUACUGUGGCCUCUUGAUGUGCUGGGCUUUGGACCAUGGGGAAGCAGCAAAGCUCCUUCAAUCUUCCUGACAUUUCUUUUAGAAAGAAAAAAAAAAACUGAAAGCAGCUCUGACAUUUAUGAAAUUUAUUUAUUUACUUGAAUAAUGAAACUUCAACUUAAAAUCUCUUCCAUCUGUUUCUUUAAACAUCCCCCCUCUCUCAAUCUGUUUCUCCAUCAUGUUUGAACUGAGUGAAAUCCAUCUGUAGUUUUUAACAGUACACUGGGCCUCUGCUGAGACAUCCUUGAGUCUGGAAGUAGGAUGGUGUUUAUGGUCUCCUGUAAGGUUCCUUCCUUUCUGCAAGGAAGAACAGAACCUCCUACAAGGGAAUAAUAGAGAGGGAAGCUUCUUCUUGGUCAAGCCCAGAGAGUGGAGACUAAAAUGAUGCUUUAGUCUCAUAAAGAUAAUAAGUUUUCAUAGAGAUACCUCCGGCCCAACAAAUCCAGCUCCUUGCUUCUCUUCUGUACCAGGGGCAGGUGACUUCUGCCCUACCUCAUCCUCUUCCCAUCAUGUCAGCCCAUGGCAAGACAGUGGAAGGAGUCAUUAUUAUUCUCACACCAUGGCCUGUCAUCCCUGGGGUAGAGAGGCUAUACGACUUGUGCUGAGGACAUCUGGUCAGAAGCCAGCUGGGAAUGAUCUUUUAGUUGAUAUUUCCCCUUUAACUUCACACUCUCCCGUGGUUCUGAGCAGGAGCUGACCUCAAAGCUGUGGGUCAAACUAGUUGACCUUCCCUAGUGCUACCUAGGGACCCUAGUCCUUAACACUAUGCAAUGUGUUAAACCACAAGGAAUGUAGUGUCAGAAAAUAUUUAUUUCCUAAGAUUCCUGCUCACAUCACUGACUCAGAUACAUUUCUCAUCUACUUUAUUGAGAGGCCAGCCAGCUGCUGAGCAUCUGAGUUGCCUUUCAUAUUACCUUAUAAUUCUACUCAAAUACCUUUGCAGGAAACUUUUUAAAUUGUUGGCAUUUUUCACCCGCAAGAUCCUCUCUCAAUUCCUUCCUUUAUGUGAGGUUCAAUUACAGGCCCUGAAGUGUUUGAUGAGAAAUAGCUCUGAUUUUUUUGUGAGUUUUUUUUUUUUUUCCAAUUUUCUUGUAAGUGGGAUGUGUUUGCUGGUGAAAAGGGGGAAGUGUUCACUUCUGGGUAUACAAGUGGAGAAAUGAUAAAAGGCAUCUGAAAUCUAAAGCCUCGACUCUCCAGAGGACUAGGAAGAGAAAAUGUUUCAGGCUCUUCUUCCUUAUUUGGAUGCUUCCUUACCUCGUGGCCUUGCCUGAAUCACUUAGCCCCUUUGGAAAAGAUAUCACCAGCCUUCCUCCCAAAGCAGAGAGUAUGAGUGCUCACAAGACAAUAUUGAUCAAGCACUUUGGGCUCUUUGGCAGGAAGAGAUUAAUUUUCAGCUGAGAAAUGAUGCUAGUUCCUGAAAGAAGCUUCCUUUAUUACCGGCUGAGGUGGAGAGGAGGAAAUUUGUACACUUGUCUUUCAUCCCCUUGACUCUGAGUUAUUUUGUAUUUUGCUCCUUUCUGAGAGGGUUAGCAAAAAAAAAAAAAAAAGUGAUUAGAGGGGUUCCUUACAUGGCCAUUAGAAGUCAUUGCCAGGCAUAAGCUCUUCUGAGGUGUUUGAAUAUAUACAGAGUGCUUAGCCACUUAAAAUUUUUUUUUUCCUUUAAUUAUUCCUAUCAAUAAUCUGUGAAGGUGGCCAUCAUCCACAUCUUUGUCUUACUGAGAAGAAAAUGGAGAUAGGGAAAGGAUUGUUAGCAUGUAAGAAAUAAAAAGUGUCACUUGUAAAAUGUUGGCUUUUUGACUCUGGAAAUCUGAUUUCCCCACCUAGUUUGAAUUCCUUCUAGAUUUGGCUUAAGGAGAAAUCUGGGUAAAAUGGAUCUUCUUACAUUUCUCAGAUGUACUACCAAAAAGGACGAAACAGGUUAUAUUACUCAGGCUACUCAUUUUACAGGUAAAGAAACUGAAAUUUAAAUGUACCACAAGAUUAUGUAACUAGUAAGUGGCAGAGGCAGGAUUUGAAUCCAGAUUCUCUGUCUUCAAAUCCAACCCUUCUCCCUUACCACACUCCUACCUCUUUAAUUCCUUUCUCAGCUUGAGUUAGACCAUAUAUCCCCUUUAGCAGGAAAAACCUCUUGCCAAUUAGAGAUAUCCCAAAAUGGAAACUAGGUGGGAUAGUAGAGAGAGCAAGUGACUUGGAGGUAGGAAGAUCUGAGUUCAAACACUUACUAUGUGACCUUAGGCAAGUCACUGUUUAACUGAGUUUCCUCAUUUGUAAAAUGAGUUGGAGGAGGAAAUGGCAAAUUGCUCCAGUAUCUUUAUCAAGAAAGCCAAAAUGCAAUCACAAAGAGUUGGAUAUGACCGAAAUAACUGAACAACAGUAAAGGUCAAAAGGACUACCUUGAAUGGUAUAAUAUGAUUGCUUUUUGAAUAUAUUUUAGUGGGGAUGUUUUUUUCAAAGCAUUGGAGAAGAAGGCUGACUGAGGUCCUUCCAAUUCUAGAAUUCUAGAAUGUUUUGCCACAAAGUCCUUUUUUCUUUGUCCCACUACUGCGUCUUAGGGACAUGGCUUAAUGUCCAAAAGAAAGGACUAAUCAAUCCUUUGUUGAAUUUGUUUUGCUUCCAAGUUUUAAGCCUGGGUCUCUUGUACUAAUGGAGAAGGAAGAAAAGAUCAUAUUAGAUGCUCUUUCACUGGGUAAUCUCACCCCUUAAUCUACCUUCCCCAUCUAUAAAGUCCAUUCUUGCUCUUCUCAUAGAGGAGAGACACUGGACACAGGAUUAAAGGUAUAUUAACAGAUUCAGAGAUCUGAUUUCUUCAUAGCCUACAUAUGUGAGUAUGAAACCAUUACUAUCAAAAAGUGAGGUGCCCAGCGAGUCAAGUCCUGUCUGAUACAUUUAUUCAGAAAGUCUCAAGAGUUCUUUCCUUGUAUUGUCUUCCUUUGAAAGAAUUUGGAUGGAAGGGAAACAGAUGUCAUUAUUUCAAAUUGCACCAGAUCCUCUGGGCAAGGCAGCUUUGUACUUGUAGGAUCCUCACAGAUAUGAAAACUGGGAAAAGCCUUAUGAAACUCCAGUUAUCUAAAGGCAAGGCAAGUCAACAAGUAUUUAUUAGCAUGUUCUAGUACUGAGGAUAUAAAGAAAGGCAAAAUCCAGUCCCUGUUCUCAGGGAGCUCCCAAUUUAAGGGGGAGACAACAUGCAAACACUAUGUACAAAGAAAUUAAAAAAUAGAUAAUCUCAGAGGUAAGGCACUAAGAAUAAGGAGGACUAGGAAAGGCUUCUUGUAUAAGGUAGGACAUUUAUUAGCUAAGACUAGAAGAAAUCCAGGGAGUCUAAAAGGCAGACAUGAAGCAAGAGAGAUUUCCAGGUAUGUCACUUCUAUACAAGGUGAAUCUUUGUUCCAGAAUUGGGAAGUCAUAGUCCUGCUGUGAUCUUAUCCUGCUCAAGCCACUACAUUUUAGGAAGGACAUUAAAAAACUGGGGAGCAUCCAGAAUGGGAGACUAGGAUAAUGAAAAGACUCAGCUCCAUGCUAUAUGAAGAUUGGGAGAAACUAGAGAUGUUUCCUCUGGAGAAGAUUUUGAGGAUGAGGGAAUGGGAGGGGAGACAUAGGAAAGUUGGCUUCAAAUAUUUGAAGAGCUAUCAACUGAAAGAGUGAUUAGAUUUUACUAGCCUGGGCCUAGAGGGCAAGAAGUUAUAGAGAGGCACAUAUAGGUUUAAUAUAAGAAAAAUCUUCCUAACAAUUAGAGCAAUAUAAAAUGAAAAAGGCUGCCAUUGAUUGUAGUGGGUUCUCCUAUUACUGGAGAUCUUUGAACAAGGGCUGGAUGACAUUUCAGGCAGGUCCCUUCCAAGUCAAGAUUGAUAGUAUAAAUUUAGAGCUGAAAGGUAUCUUUAAAAGCUAUUGAGAUCUGAUUUUACAAAUCUCCCAAAUUGCAUAAUCAAGAAAUAUGUUUUUCACCCUUUUGAGAAAGGACUAUGACACAUCAUAUACUAACCCUUUUCUACCCCUUCAAAGCCCAGAAACUGCUCUGGGUAGCCAUCAUCCUUCUAGGGAAAUAUGGUGCAUCAGGAAUCACCACUCCUAAAUACUUAUCUUUUGCUUUAAACAAGUCAGUAUUUGCCUGAGCUGGAAAAAUAAAUGUGUGUGUGUAUGUAUGUGUGCGCACGCAAGUGUGUGUAUGUGUGAAUUUCUAUCUCCUGAUAUAUUUCUGGGUGGUGAGAACACUUUAAUCUUUUCAGUGUAUGGGGAUCAACAUUCUCUAGUCUUGUGUGGCCUUUGAAGGGAGAUGAAAAUCAGGGAUUAGAAUGCUAUCUAAGGUUAAUGAGUUGAGGAUAGACUGGAACUAUUACCUGACUACAAAGCAUGGAUAAUUGUUCCUAAGAUUAUUGUGCUUUCAUUGUAUGAAAGCAAGGGAGAAUUAGAAGGAAGUUUAGAGCAUAUAAUCCAACUUCUUCAUUUUAUAUAUGAGGAAAAGGAGAUUAGGGAGGAAAAAUGCCAAAGGUCACAUAGUUAAUUAAUGGCAAAGUUGAUCUGGAACUCAGGUCUUCUAAUUCUCAAUCCAAUGUGUUUUCUAGGACAUUACUCCCCCUUAAUCCCUUCCUAUUUUGAGUUAAAAGCCCUGCAGUUAUAAUCCAUGUUUCUCCAUUCUUAAGUAUAUUUGAUUUUCUUUAUUCUCUCCCUAGGUCAUAUUGAUUCAAAUAUUAAGCUUGGAUGGGCAGCUAUCAGGAAAAGGGAAUUAGUUCUCUAGGCCUGACUGCAAAAGGAAGGAUAUUGUCCAUUUUCGCGAGGACUUAACUUUAUUCUUUCUGUAUCCUUGUAAAUGGUCUUCCAUUUCUACUUCUGUACACCUGAGUUUUCCCUGACUGGGAGAUAAUUUCAGAAAGCCAUACAGCCAGGGCUUCCUAUCACAGGAAAUGGGAAAACAUUUUCCAGGAUUCUAUAAACAAUUCCCCUCCCAAAUAAAGAACCUUCUCCAGAUGUAGUAUGGGCACUGGUGGGGCCUGCAUAGAGAAAGUGAAUCUUGAGUUUAUGAAUUGGAAGUAUGUAUGAUGUAUUCGCCCUUUCUCAUGUCCCAUGAGAACUUGGUCUUCCUUGGUGAGAAGGGCCAUAGAAAGAUAUGUUAUUUGUUUUAAUUUAUUUGAAACCUUUAUAUCUGAAAUGAUAAGUUUAUCUCCCCGGAAAUAAUUAGUUCUUUACCUAUCCCCAGCUUUGCGCACUAGGUGAUGCAGUAGAUAAAGCACUGGACUGACAAAGUUGAGUCGAGUUCAAUUCAGCCUUAGACACUUAUGGCUGUGUGGUCUUGAGCAUGUCACUUAAUUCUGUUUGCCUUGUUGUCCUCAUCUGUAAAAUGAACUGUAAAAGAAAAUGACAAACCACUCCAGUGUCUUUGCCAAGAAGACCCCAAAUGGGGAUCACAAAGACUCAGAUACAAAUAAAAUGAUUCAACAAUAGCCCCAUUCCUGCUAGAAUCUGGAUCUAAAUAAAGGCUGUGAAGUGAAGCAGGUCUUUUGAGUCCUUCUGAAUUAACUUGCUUUGCUUCUUUCUCCAUUAUGGACUCAAAAUUCUUGUAGGUUUGAUAUUCUGUGUUCUUCAACUUCCUUUUUCCUCCAGAUAUUAACUUAUAAAUGUGUUAUUCCUCCCAAAGAUAUUUGCAUUUCAAACCAUGAUGAUAGCAUUUCAGUCUUUGGCACAGACUUGUGGAAAAACACUAAUUAAUUUGCCAAGACUUCCAAAUUACAGGCCACUUGGACUUCAGAUUUAGUCUGAUUAGUCUGGGGAAAGAGGACUAAUGUUCCCUAGUAUUUUUCAGUGGUCUUCAAAGUAGUACUAUCAUUAACAUUUAUUAAGCACCUAAUAAUGUGCCAAAGUAUUACACAUAUAAAAACAAAUGAUACUGUUCUUGCCUUCCAGGAGCUUACAUUUUAUUAGAAAGACUAAGAGAGAGAAAACUUGGAUAAUGUGUAUAGGAUAAGGAUACAGGAUAUAGGAACUUUUAGGUUUUGUAUUUGAAAUGUGUGUUCUAAGGGAGGUGAGGUAAAUGAUUGUGCUAAUCUGGGACUUAAUUCAGUUGCCAAAAAAUGAUGGCUUACACUCAUUCUUCUUUACAGUUAAGAGUCUAUGAUCUUUAGCUUCUCUACCACCUUCAACAUGAAGCAUGAAACCCAUAGUUAUAGUUUUUCUCUUCAGUGCUGUGGGAGUGCAGCCUCCCUGUAUUUAUUUUCAACAUAGAGAUGGGAAGUUGCUAAGAGUAGUAGCAACUCAGGAGCCAUCCUUAGAUUGUUCUGGGGAGGGAAUAUGGUAGGGGGAACUUUAGAAUGGCUGUAAGUUUCUCUAAGACAGAAGUUCUAGAUAUGGUUCUCCUUUGAUGUAUAGGCUCAAUGCGUCAUAAGAAUUGUGAUUCUUCUCAACUGUUGACUGAAUGUAUGUUUGUGCCAUUUAUUUCUUCCUACCCCCAUGCUAAAGGUUCUUUCCUUUGACCACAUCUAUAAGCUCCUUUUCCAUCUGUGUACCACAACUUUAUAUCCAUCUUCCUUAAGAUUUUCUUCCAGAUCCUAAAUUUGAAGCCUUAGAAUGGCAAAUCUCCUCUACCUAUCCAUUUUAACUUUCCCUUUCUCUCCUAUCCCCCAAGCAAAUUUGGGGAAAUUGAAAUAGGUUUUAUUCAUUCUGUUGCCUUAGAUCCAGACAUCUUGAGACAUCCAGAGACUGUUAUGAUUAAGUCAAUCUAACUCUCACGCUCCUUCUGCAGCAGUUAGGUACAGUUUUACUAAUUAGUGAGCUUUUCCAGAAGACUAAGGAAAAAAACUGAAGAUGGAUUUUAAUUUAUUUUACUUUCCAGAGAAGCUUUCUUUAGGAUGCCCCAUUUUACUCCUGGAUGAAAUGACUGUCUGUUUAAUUUGCUAAAACUAACAAUGAGGAAAUUGACCAAUAGGUCCUUCUCUCCUUGAAUGGGUCCAUCUGUCUUGUCUUUUUCUACCCCAUUUUCUCUUCCUUUUUGCAUUCAAGUUAUUUCGUCUCUAAUAAUAUUUAAACACAAAGAGUGCUGAUUAAAAUUGGUCAGGUUUUUUUUUUUUCUCUCACUUUUUUUUGGAUGUACUGUAAAUUAUUAACCAAGGAUGCCAAGCAGGCUUGGUUCAAUGGCUAAAAUUCUUAUUGUAUUACAGUGUAAUGCUGACCUCAGCCUUGUCUCGACACCAGAGCACACACAGACUUGAAUAAAACUGUUAUCACAGUGA